GUCUUUCAGCCAGUUUUCAUCUCUACACCGACAGUCCUGCUCCGCACCGACACUCCACCAAGUCGCCCAUCUGUUGUACCUGGCUCAAAAGCGACGACAGGAAAGCCGCCCAACCCAGCCAGUACCAGUCUGGAUGAGGUGAUGAAGACAACAAAGAUCAUUAUCGGUUGUUUCGUGGCAGUAACCUUGCUAGCAGCAAUCAUGCUAAUUGUAUUUUAUAAACUACGAAAGCGGCAUCAGCAGAGGAGCACGGUGGCUGCAGCCAGAACUGUGGAGAUUAUUCCGGUAGAGGAAGAACUGCCACCACCGGCAUCUGUUGCCAAUAUAGCAGGGGAGGGGGCACUGACUCUACCAGAGAUAAGGGAUCAUAACAGUAUUUACAAACUGGACUACAACACCCACAAAUCUGACUACGGCUACAAACCAAAACCAGAAUACAGUACCCAUAAAGCCAAGGACGAUUUCGGCAUCCACAAACCUAAGUCAGACUUCAACACCUACAAACCUAAAACAAACUAUAUGUACCAACCUACUUUGGAAUACAGAUCUCACAAACUGACGGACUAUUCACACAAGUCAUUGCCGGAUUAUCACAUACACAAAAAAGCUGAGCAGAGCCCCUACAAACAUGGAUAUAGUACUCAAAAAUCUGACUACAAAUCUCAUACUCCUAAACCAGACUUCAGCCCAUUCAAACCAGAGUACGGUGUUCCAAAAUCCAAAACGAACUACAGUAUGGCCAAGCUCAAAUCCGAUUACAGCCCCUUCAAGACAGACAGCAGCCUUUACAAACCUGACUACGGUGCUUUCAAGGCAGAGUACAGCCCCCUCAAAGCAGAAUAUGUCAGUUGUGACUUCAGCCCUCACAAGUCCAAAAUGGAUUACAGUCCUCACAAGGUGGACUACAGCCCGCAUACGAUCGACUACAGCACCCUGAAGCCCAAAUACAACACUUACAAGACACCGGGCCAUGGUGCCAAAUGGACAGAAAGCAACAGUAGUGGAAAUUCUUUGCCUCGAACCUUGCCCAGUGCUAUCACA
Sinocyclocheilus rhinocerous is the source of this 1041-nucleotide messenger RNA. RefSeq lists its product as uncharacterized. The annotation marks the transcript as partial. The transcript has a single exon. The record is from RefSeq and is a predicted model, not a curated record. Lineage: Eukaryota; Metazoa; Chordata; Actinopteri; Cypriniformes; Cyprinidae.